Messenger RNA from Closterium sp. NIES-65, 963 nucleotides. NCBI's taxonomy places the organism in Eukaryota, Viridiplantae, Streptophyta, Zygnematophyceae, Desmidiales, Closteriaceae. The record is from the annotation of a GenBank genome assembly.
AUGCCGGGGGGCCAUGGCCAUAUCCGGGAGGUGGGUAAGGAGGACGGAGUGCCCAAGGAGGGCGUGAAUCCGCAGGAGGUGCUCAUCCGGCUGGCCCUACUGCACCUCAUUCGCAUCAAGGUGGCCGCGGCUGAGAGCACCCGGGAGAGGCUGCGGGAGAGGGUCAGGGCGAGGAGGCUGGCCAAAGGUGGGGGUGCAGAGGGAAGGGGUGUGGAAAAGAGGGGUGCAGACGCGAGUGGUGCAGAGCGUAGGGGUGCAGUGGCAGCAGCGGGAGAGGCAGCAACAAAAGAUGCAGCAGUAGCAGCAGUAGCAGCAGCAGCAGCAGCAGCACCUUCUGGGAAAGAAGAGGCUGUCAGGAAGGCGGGAGAGGAAGUGUGCGGAGGCGCGGUGAGAGAAGGAAAAAGGGAUGGACCUUCAGAAAUGGAGGGCGUGACUUUGGCUGGUGGGGAAGGGGGUAAGAAGGGAGAGAGGGGGCGUGGAGGGGUGGUGGGGGAAGGGAAGGGGGAUGGACCUUCAGAAAUGGGGGGCGUGGAGGGAGAUGGGGAGGGGCAUGAGAAUCGGGAGGAGGGAAACAGUGAGCCGGGUGCGAAGGGUGAAGGAGAUACUGGAGAGGGAGAGACGGGAGAGGGAGAAGGUGGAAAGCAGGAGGGUGACAAGGAGGGUGACAUGAAGGAGGGUGACAAGAAGGAGGGUGACAAGAAGGAGCGAGAAGAGGAGGUUGAAAAGAAGGAGGGUGAAAAGAAGCAGGGUGACAAGGAGGGUGAAAAGGAAGAGGGGUUGGAAGAGGAGGAGGAAGCGGUGGAGCUGGGUUGGGAGGAGUUGCUGCCGGGGCUGCCAGAGCACCUGAAGAGCCACAGCCAGCUGGCACCGCUGUUCCGCACGCGACAGUGGCGGGACGAUCACGACCUGCAGCUGCUGAAAGGCAUCACCAAGCGCCCUCGAGCGCCUGCACGAGCCCGCUAG